AUAGUUCGUACUAUUGUAUUGUUGCUGCAAGAAAAUGGUGUCAAUACUGGGUUUCUCACACUCAACAACUAUACGUACAGGUUGUUGGGUCGCUGUACACCACCACCAGCACCCCUUGAUGAUAUGAUGAGUCACAAGGGCAGGGGGGAUGGAGUAGAUAGUGAAAGCAGCCUACUCUGGCACACCGGCACUGGCAGGUCCGCGGUAACACCUGGUCUUCCUUAGCAUACGCGAAUUUACCUCAUUUCCCUUCAAUCGUUGAGAUCGACUUGUAUCUUUGUUACUGAUCGAGAAAAGAAGAGAUCUUCCGCCGACUAACGCCGUCGCCACCGCAGCUACACUGACAGAAAAUUCCGCUGUUACUGCAACUGUUUUGACCUUUGCUUUAUCAUCAUGAGUGUUGGUGUUCGAGCUGAACCCAAGUUUUUGAGGGAUUCGACUUCCUUGGAAUACAUAUCUUCUGGUCUUAGCUGGGUAUCCCUUUAUUUAGCCUCCAAUAUCCAAAGACGACGAUCAAACGGCUCAUUUAGUCUUACGCAACAGCAACAGCAUGAUCCUCAUCUACAGAAACUGAUCGACCAACAUCAGCAGCAUAACGGCGGUGAUAAGAAAAACAACGAGUCUUCUUCUUGCUCUAACGUUGAAACGUCACAGUCACAUUCUGAUGACAGCGAGUUGGUGACUUUUGCUACGUUUCAGAUCCAAGAUUUUCUAUCAAGCUCUUCUUCUCUGCUUUUGCUACUAGGGUACAAAAAUGGAUUCCAAAUAUGGGAUGUGACGAGUCCGGAGAACGUGCACGAAACGUGCUCAAUACGAGAUACAACGGCCAGCGUUGUGCAGUACAUGCAUAUCCUAGCUGAACCGGAACUCCGUCCUGGAUGUGUGGAUCCCUAUGCUGAAUUCCGGCCCUUACUGGCAAUCAUUAGCGCGAACAAUGACGACCACAUUCGACAGUCACCCAAUGGAAAUCAAAACGACGACGGCUCUUCCCCUUCUCCUCCCAGUAUCGCUCAAGCAAACAUACCAACAAGGCUACGCAUAUUUUCCCUUCGUACACAAGAAGUUGUCAAGGAGUUCACGGAUCUUGCGGAUCAAGGCAUAAAAGUGGUCAACUUGCAGAGCAGCUCACGCUCAAUUGCUUUGGGUUGUAUUAGAACUGAGGACCAGGCAGCUUCGCUUAACAUUCUUUCUGCGCUAGAUCUAGAACAACAAGGCAAUCCACUAACUGAUGUUUAUUAUCAUCACCAUCCUUCUUCAACAAGCCCUGUUUUUGCACUUGGAUCACGAUAUAUUGCCUAUGCCACUACAGCUACCAGCUCAGAUCGCUCAACGAACAUGGGUUUCCUGAGUCACGUUGUCAAUGAUAAGGACGUUAAGGGUGCUGUCAAAGACAUCGCCAAAGAAGUUGUUCAUGGCGUCAGGUCAUUGAGCGUAUACAGCUAUGAUUCGAUCUCCAAUUACUUUGCAAGUACUGACAGCCCGACGUCACCUGCAUCUGCAAACGGUGUAUAUAGCAGCAAUAAUGAAAUCACUGGUGCGAUAAAUGGUAGCAACAAUAUUGGUGCAGAAGCAGGACGACGGCAACGCAGACCGAGCUCAAGCAUCAGUGGCAGCAAUGGAGGGAUACUGUCUGAUUGUUCUUCAGCUUCUUCCUCACAACAAGGAGCAGGAUGGAUUAUGAUCCGAGAUUUGCAGAAAAUACAAUCUGUGUGCACCCAUUUUCAGGCCCACACUAAGCAUGCCAUUACGUCCCUUACAUUCAAUCCGUCUGGAACGCUGCUUCUGUCAGCAUCAAACCAAGGACAUAAAUUUCACGUUUUCUCGCUUGCUUCGUCCUCAUCGUGGUCACCACCAGCAUCAUCAUCAUGGGCACCUACAACAGGAGAGCUAUCAGUAACGCAUUUAUACAGCUUAUCGCGUGGAAUUACAGACGCACAAGUGGAUGACGUACAGUUCUCAACGGAUUCGCUUUGGUGUGCAGUCAGUACUGCGCGUGGAACAACCCAUGUUUAUCCAAUUAAUCCAUAUGGAGGCCCAACUGAAAUUCCUGGUCACGUGCAAGGCAAAGUUGUUAAUUCAAAGCACCAUCUAUAUCCUACCGCUGCUGCUGAUUACAAUCAUAAUCACCGACGCACGACCUCCAACUCGUUUACUAUACUUAAUUCGGUUGCUCGUAUCAAGCAAAGACGAUCGAUGCAAGCCGAUAUUCAAGACUUUCAUAAUAGCACUGCGUUUUCUACAUCACAAUCAUGCACGCCGUCAAAGGCGUCCCUAGAAGCAGAAAAUCAGCAUCAUCGCCCUGAUCAGCCAAGUGCAAUGAUAGCCAAUGCAGGAAUACUUGCAGCAAAGCAGCGAUACCGUGCCAAGUUAGCAACGCAGUUUCUUCCUGUAAGCAAGACACCAUAUUUACUUAGUGGCUCAUCGAUUCCGGAUGCGGCACGUCGAGCAUGGGCAUCAUCCUGGAAAACGCAGGUUUCCAGUUUAAUAAACUCUCCAGGCAAUACGAAUUGGAAAACGUAUUUACCCUGCAACGAUCGAUGGACAGCACUAAACACUCAUGACGACCGCCAUAACGACAAUCGAUUAUUUGGAUUUGAUGAGGAAGAAGAGCAGCAGCAGAACCAGCGAGGCGAUGACGGUAAUGGUGAUCAUCAUUUCGGAGCUGCUACUGCAGGCUACCAAGACAUGUAUUCGGUUCAUCCAGAUGGCAUCCUUACUUUACACCGUUGCUGGCUCACACAAUCAUUAGUCAAAAAGCGGGAAAGCGGGCGCAUUGUUGAAAAACUUGAGCUGAACGUAAAAGAGGGAGACGUGGCGGAAUGGCGGGUCACACGCAAGCCGGAUUGGGAUCAAAUUAAGAUGAACUGCGACGCUUAUCAAAAAAAGAAAAAACAACAUCAUCAACAAAGAAGAGCAUCUGCAGGUGGAAAUGGAGGGGGAGGAUGGUUAUCGUACGCAGAAAUUGCCACAUAUGAUGAUGCUGUAUUUGACAAGCCAUUAUGGAGUCAUCAUUAUCCACAUAUAAGCUUCCAUACAUAUGCUACUACUACUACUACCGCAGCAAUGUAUACUGAUGAUGGUGACGAUCUUUUGUCAGAAAACGGUGGUCAUCAGUUUGUUCCUCCUACAAAUCCACUCGUUCUUACGCAAGACGCACCAGAGCCUUAUGCAAGUCGAGUCGACCGCGUUGGAAGAACGGCAGCGGCUGCAAAAGACGGGGCGGUGCUGGAUGAUGCCUUGUUUGAAUUAGAAGAAAAUCUUUCGAAUGCCAUGGCAAGCUCCUUAUCGCCAUCACCGUCUGGGUUCUUUGGUACAAGUGCUGGAUCGGCUGCGCUUCGACUUCUUUCUCCGAGUGCUGGAUUAGCAACCUCCGGAACGGCUCAUAGUGGAGGUGGAUUGGCCGAUCCACUGUCUUUUGAAAGUGCAUGUCUAGUGAACGUCUGUAAUACACAGUCAUCCUAUCCGAACAGCAGGACCAGUAAUAGCAACACGAUGGAGAAUGCUCACCAUCCCCACAGCGAUACUGCUACCUCGACGACUACCACAGAGCAACAUCACCAGCUUACGUUCAAUCAUGAAAAAGAACAAGUAUACUCGCCUGAUGGAGAUAACGAAAUUGCGUCACCACAUGAUUCGGUCCUUGUGGAAGAUACCGAUCUUUGUGUCUAGGCAGCCACCCACAGUAUUUCAGCAGAUUUAGAA
This is a messenger RNA of Zychaea mexicana, 3702 nucleotides long. RefSeq lists its product as uncharacterized. The coding region runs from base 394 to 3669 and encodes 1091 amino acids. Gene Ontology annotation, molecular function: protein binding. The transcript is spliced from 9 exons. The record is from RefSeq and is a predicted model, not a curated record. Lineage: Eukaryota; Fungi; Mucoromycota; Mucoromycetes; Mucorales; Lichtheimiaceae. Gene Ontology annotation, biological process: autophagy; response to starvation. Gene Ontology annotation, cellular component: cytoplasm.